Molecule: messenger RNA, 903 nt
Organism: Quercus robur (English oak)
Lineage: Eukaryota; Viridiplantae; Streptophyta; Magnoliopsida; Fagales; Fagaceae
Product: pathogenesis-related protein 1-like
Exons: 1
Coding region: 58-609 (183 amino acids)
Cellular component (GO): extracellular region
Source: RefSeq, a predicted model, not a curated record
UUAGACUAGCUUUAUAUCAUCUUGUACCUUUAUAUCACUAUAUAUAGCCCCUCAUAAAUGUCCAUUUAUUAUCAAAAGAAACCAAACAUGAUGAUGUUUAAGAUUUCACUAGCAAUUGUUUGUGUCAUUGGCUUAGCCACGGUCCAUGUCUCCCUUGCCCAAAACUCACCACAAGACUACCUCAAUGCUCACAACGCAGCUCGUGCACAGGUGGGCGUUGGACCCAUGAGAUGGGAUGCAAAAGUAGCUUCUUAUGCCCGAAACUACGUUGAGAAACUUAAAGGUAACUGCAAACUUGUGCAUUCAGGAGGUCCUUAUGGUGAGAACCUAGCAUGGGGUAGCCGUGACCUUUCGGGCACAGCCGCUGUGAACAUGUGGGUAGCAGAGAAGCCCAAGUAUGACUACAACUCUAAUUCAUGUGUUGGUGGUGAAUGCCGCCACUAUACACAGGUGGUUUGGAGCAACUCAGUGCGUUUGGGGUGUGCCAAAGUUCGAUGCAACAAUGGUGCCACCAUCAUCAGUUGCAACUAUGACCCUCCAGGCAACUAUGUCAAUCAGCGUCCCUAUCUAAGAGUUAUUCAAGAACCUCUAGGCAUCAAUAAUGUUUAGGGUACUUUUUUGUUUUUGUUUUUUCUGGUUUUGCUUUUUUUUUUUUUUUCCUUAAAUAAUAAGUGAUGGAUAUGAUCCAAGUUGUUCCCAUGUUGAGAACCGGGUAAUGACUCUUGGGUGCGUUUAAAGAACAGCUAAAUUAUUUUAAAAACCAAGUCAUGCAUUAUGAUAUAAUAAAAAUGAGACAUAAACUUAUUACUGCUCUUGAUCAAUGAAUACUUUUGUUGUAGCAAGCUUAUUUGUGGUGUUAUACAGAUGGGAAUUACUACUAAUAAUAAUUGGAUUUAUUGAGAA